This is a messenger RNA of Lytechinus pictus (painted urchin), 1089 nucleotides long. RefSeq names its product dentin sialophosphoprotein-like. NCBI's taxonomy places the organism in Eukaryota, Metazoa, Echinodermata, Echinoidea, Temnopleuroida, Toxopneustidae. The coding region runs from base 52 to 1089 and encodes 345 amino acids. The transcript is spliced from 27 exons. The record is from RefSeq and is a predicted model, not a curated record.
UCUGGACCUCGCAGAGACCUUGUCACAGAAACGUACGUCUGAAGCAUUGUCAUGUUUCGCCUUCUCAUCCUUGUGGCCCUCUUGGGCUUCGGGCUCUUACAUGUGGAAGCUGAUAGCAGCAGCAGCAGCAGCAGUGAAAGCGGAAGUAGGAGUAGAGAACAAAUCCAAUGGGGAACAACAUCGGUCACCAAUCCCGGAGGAAAAGGCAGCAAUAGGGUUGAAUGUGAUGGAGGACCUUUACAAAGAACAGAGCUCUUGACUGGCCUCCAACCGCCCUGCACUGUGACGGCUAAUUUCAAUAGCGACGCCGAUAAUGCAAUCCUGAAUUUCUGCGCUAAUCAACUCGAUACCACUGACCCAGCUAGCGUUGAUACAGCUGACUGUUAUGACUUGGAGAUAAGCUCAACAGAUGCUCCAUCCAUAGUGUUCAAGAACGGGCAAAUUAUCAAGCAGACUGCAGCACAACCAUUCUUUGAGAAAGGGGUCUUGACUAUACUCGAAAUCACUAUCAACUAUUCCAAAUGCACGGUGUUAAACAGGAACAACGGUCUCGAGAUACCAAUCGAAUCACCAAACGAAAUUUCCUUUAGGUACUUGUAUGUGUCAACCACCACAGGACAGCAUUCAACAAUAGAUGCUCAGGAAGUUCCUGAUAGUUCGGGUAGUGACAGCAGUAACAGCGAUAGUGACGGCAGUAACAGUGGCAGUGACAGCGGUAAGAGCGUAAGUGACAGCGGUAACAGCGGCAGUGACAGCGGUAACAGCGGCAGUGACAGCGGUAACAGUGGCAGUGACAGCGGUAAGAGCGUAAGUGACAGCGGUAACAGCGGCAGUGACAGCGGUAACAGCUUAAGUGACAGCGGUAACAGCGGCAGUGACAGCGGUAACAGCGGCAGUGACAGCGGUAACAGCGGCAGUGACAGUGGUAACAGCGGCAGUGACAGCGGUAAGAGCGUAAGUGACAGCGGUAACAGCGGCAGUGACAGCGGUAAGAGCGUAAGUGACAGCGGUAACAGCGGCAGUGACAGUGGUAACAGCGGCAGUGACAGCGGUAAGAGCGUAAGUGACAGCGGUAACAGCGGUAAGUAG